AGAAAAAGACUGACACAAGCUUGUGAGUUGUGCCGCAGAAAAAAAAUCAAGUGCGAUGGUGGCAAACCUAACUGUAGUAAUUGCACUCGACUUAACGUUUCUUGUACUUACAGUACAAACAACAAGAAACGAGGCCCUCGUCAGGGAUACAUUGAAAUGUUAGAACAAAGGUUAGCUAAAAUGGAA
Gilbertella persicaria is the source of this 186-nucleotide messenger RNA. RefSeq lists its product as uncharacterized. Gene Ontology annotation, cellular component: nucleus. The record is from RefSeq and is a predicted model, not a curated record. Gene Ontology annotation, molecular function: zinc ion binding; DNA binding; DNA-binding transcription factor activity, RNA polymerase II-specific. Gene Ontology annotation, biological process: regulation of DNA-templated transcription. The annotation marks the transcript as partial. Lineage: Eukaryota; Fungi; Mucoromycota; Mucoromycetes; Mucorales; Choanephoraceae. The transcript is spliced from 2 exons.